Molecule: messenger RNA, 2857 nt
Organism: Onychostoma macrolepis
Lineage: Eukaryota; Metazoa; Chordata; Actinopteri; Cypriniformes; Cyprinidae
Product: alpha-N-acetylgalactosaminide alpha-2,6-sialyltransferase 1-like
Exons: 7
Coding region: 232-1215 (327 amino acids)
Molecular function (GO): sialyltransferase activity
Source: RefSeq, a predicted model, not a curated record
CUGUGAGUAGCUCCAAAAAAAUCAGUGUAUAAUUUUGCAUGAACAUAUCUAUAGAGUCAAGUGUAGUGUUUUCAAAAACAGAUAAAUUCGUCGCAGUUGCAUGUUGUUAAAGUAUGCAUUUAUUAAAAUACGCGCGUCAUAAUACAAUAAAACGCCCACGUCAGCGUUAAUUAAUAAUAAACGUAGAGUUAAUCGGAUAUUGCGAACUAAGAAAGUUAUUUCAUAUAUAAAAUGGAUGGAACCUCAGAUUUAUUUUGGCCGGCGAUGCUGUUUACGCUUCUUGCAGUUAUAGUAGCAGCAGUUUUUAUAGGAAGAAACAAAGCUCCCGCGCCGUCAAAGUGCUCCCAUCAAACUAACGCUGUUGUGGAGGAGAGAGCUGCUCCAGACGCUGGAGCUUCUUCACAGUAUCAUGAAAGCAAUCACCAGGACAUUCAGCCACAAUCUACUGCAAAGAGCCUCAAAGCCAAAGAUGAAACUAUAAAACAUGAAACGGAUUCAAACUCCGAUAUUGUGGGAAAAAUUAGCAAGUCAGAUUCUCCAGUUAACACCUCCACUAGUUGUUGGGGGGAGGAUUCAUCUGAGACUGGGAUAAGGAAUGCCCUCAGGGAUUAUGCGCAAUCAUCUGAUGCUGAGAAGAAUCCCUUGAGGUACAUGGCUGGCAUGCUGAGGACCGGCCAGCUUGAGAAGACGAUGACCAAAGAAGAACUGGAGGAAGAGCAGAGGGUUCAGCGAGAGCAGUUAGCUGCCAUCUUCCAGCUGCUCAGAGACAAACAAGACACGUUUGUGCUUUGGAUGAAUCUCUCUGAACAGUUUCACAGCACAAUUGGCAUAAUUCCUGCAUUGAUUUUAUCACCACUUGGAACUACUAGUUUGUACAAAACUGAAAAACCCAUUUAUUCCACUGAGCGAGAAGUCGAUGUAACACCUAUUCCGGUUCUCGAAAAGAAAAAUUUUACAAAACUUCCAGUGUGGGAUUUUGAAGAUGAUUAUUUGCGAAACAAUGAAGCAAGAAAACCUACCUGUCCAAAAUCCCUUCAAAACACAGAGGAUCUCAAGUUCAAGGAGGCUGUUCUUUCUGACAUUCAGCUAUGGCUGCACAAAGGUCUACUCAACAUAACAGAAUGGAAUCGAUUAGCACACUUCAACAAUCCCUUCGGCUUCAUGGAAUACAAGUAUAAUGGUGAUAACCUAAAGCCAAUGAAAGAUCUGGCGUAAUAUGGGUGUGUAGGAUCCUGCAUGUGUUUGAGAGAGGGGUGCGGCAGGUCGUUAUCUUGAUGUCAUUAUUUGCUUGAUGUCAUUGAAGUUUAGCACUGUAAACAAUGGAAACCAGUGCCUUUUUUUUCUUUAUGUAAAGAAACAUUACGGCUUCAGUGCAAGCUAAGCUUAAAUCAACAGCAUUUGUGGCAUAAUGUUGCUUUUACUUGUCCCGCCUUUUCUUUUCAAGUCACCAAUUUCACUUUUUUAAAUGUAAUAUUGCAGUGUUUAUUAUAAAGGAUUUAGUCAUGCACAUCAUUAUUUUUUUUAAAAUUCACGUGUUCUUGUAACCUUUAAAUAAUAUAACUUCUCCUCCCCCUUGCAACGAUAUUUAGAUUUUUUUUGAUGACGUGUGCAGUGAUCUGUCACUCACAUGAGAUCAAUUCCCAUUGAACAAAAUCAAGUCCCACUCUACAUUUAGGGACAAUAGGGAAGAAAACAAGUUUGUAUCUUCCGUUUCAUGCUGACUUAAAUAAAAGCAGAGUUCUGGGUUAUAAUGGUAGUAAAUAUGGUCAGUCAGUCAGUCAAUAAACUUAAAUAUUCGCUUUUUCAGUACUGCAGCUGAAAAACAUAAUUAAUAGGCUAUGUGUUAACAUUAUUUUAGUGUGAAAAAAUCACUGAUUUACCUUUUUUUUGUGAAUUUACAUCUAAUUUUACAACUUUUUGUCAUGACAGUGUAACCCUGUAACACAGUUUUUAAACAGAAUUAUUGUUUUUAAGUAAGCAAUUUAAGUAAAAAGUUGAGCCAUUAAUUUUGACUCUAAAUGUUUCACUGUAAUCUUGAUUUUAAAAAAGGAACAGCGUUUUUUUUUUCUUUAAAUAACCAUUAGGCCGCAAACACUGUUGAUUGAGGUAAACUUGCAAACUUGUGGUAAAGGAAUAGUUCACCCAAAAAUGAACAUUUGCUAAAGAAAAUUACUCAUCCUCAGGCUAUCCAAGAUGUAGAUACGUUUGUUUCUUCAUUGAAACAGGUUUGGAGUCUUUUUAUCACUUGCUCACCAGUCCUCUGGAGUGAAUGGGUGCCGUCAGAAUGAGCGUUCAAACUGCUGCUAAAAACAUCACAAUAAUCCACACAACUCCAGUUCAUCAACUAACAUGUUGUGAAGUGAAAAGCCGCAUGUUUGUAAUAAACAAAUCCAUCAUUAAGAUGUUUUAACCUGGCUUUCGCCAGUGAAAAAGUUGUCUCAUCUGAAUCAGGAGAGAAAUAUGUGCAGAUUAAACACUGUUUACAAGUGAAGUCUAAAACUGUUCUAAACAAAUAUAUAUGUGGAUUUUGAGGACAUCAGAGAUGGACUCAAGGAAGAGUUAUUAUGGAUUAUGAAGUUGAAUUAUUUAAUGGACUGGAGUCAUUUGGAUUACUUGUAGAUUACUUGUGAUGUUUUCAUCAGCUGUUUGAUCUCUCAUUGUGACGGCACCCAUUCACAGCAGAGGAUCCACGGUGAACAAGUGAUGUAAUGCUAAAUAAAGAAACAAACUCAUCAUCUUCGAUGAAGAAACAAACUCAUCUACAUGUUGGAUGGCUUGAAGGGUGAGUACAUCUUCAGCAAAAUUAAAUUUUUGGGUCAACUAUUCCUUUGGAUGACCUACUGUCCCCUAUAUGCAC